Molecule: messenger RNA, 1248 nt
Organism: Daphnia carinata
Lineage: Eukaryota; Metazoa; Arthropoda; Branchiopoda; Diplostraca; Daphniidae
Product: cell division control protein 45 homolog
Biological process (GO): DNA replication initiation; double-strand break repair via break-induced replication; mitotic DNA replication preinitiation complex assembly
Cellular component (GO): DNA replication preinitiation complex
Molecular function (GO): single-stranded DNA binding; DNA replication origin binding; chromatin binding
Source: RefSeq, a predicted model, not a curated record
CCAUCGUGGAAAGAACAACAAAUUCUUUUUGGACACAGUUUCAAUUCAAUAAGCUACUCAAUAAUUCCUGUGGAGAACCAAAGUGAUCUCAUUUCAGCCUACAAAGAAAGCUGUGAACAGUCGAACCACAUUAUUCUGAUAAACUGUGGAGGAACUUUGGACAUUGUUGAACACUUAGAACCUUCGGAAGAAAAAGUUUUCUUCAUUGCUGAUUUUCAUCGCCCGUAUGAUGUUUGCAACAUCUAUAAUGGUGGUCAGGUUUGUUUAAAAGCUUGUCAAAAAGAGAUUUUGUUCAACUAUGUGCAAUUUUCUUUUUAUUCUUCAUCGACUGGCCUUAUGUUUGAACUUGCCUGGAAAUUGUCUCGAGACAGCAAUGACUUGUUAUGGUGGGCUAUAAUCGGGGUUGGCGAGCAGCAGCUUCUAGGUAAAGUCGAUUCCAAAACUUCGGUGCUUGACAAUGGCAAAUUACAAAGCCAUAUGAUUCGACUGGCUCAUUUAUCGCAACAUGGAGGAGAUUCGACAGGAACCAAGGACGCACUUCAAAUUACCCACGAAAAAGAUUUAAGUUUGUCAAUGUAUCGGCACUGGAGUUUAUUGGAAAGCUUAAAGUACACUCCUCAAACAGCCAGUCAUUUUCAUCUUUGGACAUUGAAAGGAGAAAAAAAACUCAAUGAGUUUCUAGCGGACUUAGGGCUUCUGCUGUCCCAGUGUCGUCAAAAAUAUAACUCGAUGGAUAUCGAGUUGCGCAAUGAGCUCCGUUCUAUUUUCCAGAAAAAAGUAGAGAAAUAUGACUUAGAGGACGUCAUUAAAUACAGCUUCAAUUCCCAAUAUGGGUUCCGCCCAAAAAAUCCAGCUAGUGACUUAGUGUUCGCCCUUUUAGCUCUGCUAGAUUCAGCCGAAAGGGAUAAGGAUCCAGCCGAUGCAUUUCAUGAUGCACUGGAAUGUCUCUCAAACUCGAAAAUGGACGCCGUUUAUAGAAGAAUAGAAUUGGCCAAGCUGCAGCAAAUAGCAAUUGGAAAAGAAGUUCACGCUUGUCUAGAUAUGGGCCAUGUGAUUAACGCAGGACCUUGUUUAUACGCAGUUAUACAAGACGUAACCAGAAUACUUCGCAGCCGUCGUUGUUUUCAGUUCUCGAAUAAUAUAGAUUUAUCAGCAAGUCGACUGGAAAGAUUUUGGAUCACAUCGCAGCAACCAGUUGUGCUAGUUAUCGUUACAACAAUUGAUUUACGCUCGACUUCCGAAAAAUAA